AAACAAUGUUUUCCAGCCAUCCAAAAGGCAUCUGUGGUGUCAGGAUUUGGUACACCUAAGUGAUGACGAAGGUAUGCCUCGCCUUGCGGACUUCAUUUGGAACACUUCAUACACCAUCCUGCACAUCCCUGUCAAUCCUGUACCACUUAGAGUGCAUCCUACACUCAAACGAUGCUUUCACAAAAACAAGAAGGAGCAUGGUACUUCAUCACAGCCACAGUGUGUUGAUCGAUCUCAGCGCUCAGCAACAUCCUAUUGGCCAUUUCCAGCUGUUGAAAUGAAGUAUGUUGACCAUGACCAAUGGACACAUCUGGUGCCUACUGUUCCAGAUAUGAGGAUGCAGGUUCGGGACCGGCGUCAUUGUAUACGUCAGCAUGCUGCCACAGGACUGUUUGUUGACAUACAGCAACGAAUUGUCAACGGAGGUAGGAUGGAACGCAUCUUUGAUACAUACGUCCUAUGUUACCCUUCGGCCUACUGCCAGAACGCCAAGCCUGUCCAUGACCCAGCACCUCAGUCCGUGGCUGAGAAGAAAUCCCUGCACAUCAAAAAGCUAAGUGCUGCUGGUUCAGGGCAUGUGGGUCAUAGGCCUUUGGUAGUAGUUGACAGGGUCAAAGAAGUUUUAGGACAGGAAGAUGUUAGGGACAAGGUAGUAAGGAGGAGAAAGAUGGGAAACAUACACACCAGUGUUACACAGACAGAACAGAAGCAGGAGUUGCCUACUGAGAGUGCACUGAAACAGGAGUUGGGUAGUCAUAUAGUACAGAAACAGAAGUUUGGUAGGGAUGAAGGAAGUGUUGUUUGUCAGGGGCAAGCGGGUCACAUGCCUUCAGAAGUAGGCAAAGGGCUUCAGGAUACACAACACAUACACGGGGUAUAUAGCUGGGUGAUGGUAUCUAAUUUCUGUGUUCCCUUCCAGCCCACUUUUGAAUGUCCCAAAAAGUUUAGUAUUGCAGAAGUGCGUGAUGACAACACAUUGCCAAUAGCUUGUAAGCCAAAUGGGGUGAAAUCAUUCACAAGUAAGACACCAAAUACACUGGACAACAAAGGGGGGGUGCCUUCUGUGCAUGACAGCAGUGGGGGAGAUUCAGACCAUAACAAGACAGUGUGCUUACAGACAGUAGCUCAUGCUGAUAUUGAAAACAAACAAAAGGAAAUAAACAGCAGACCAGCUGCAGUACUUGCCAUAAAAAAGGGCAAGAACCACAUAAGAGGAGGUAUAGGUGAAGGCAACUCAAUAUUUCAGACGGCAAUUAGCAUAGCAGAGCAGCAUGGUAUCCAGCUUAGAAGUGGCAAUCCAAACAAGGCCAAUGGUAAUUGCUUGUAUGAAUCCAUUAUUGAUAACAUAAAUGCAAGAGAAUGUUUUCCAGAACAUUUGACAGAAAGGCCUGAGCACUAUAGAAAGGUCUGGAAUACUGUAGGUGAACAGAAAAUUAAGGCAUCUCCAUACUAUCCAAACGUAUAUACAGAACAGCAGUGGAGAGAAGCAUGGCAAACUUUGCAAACAACUAACCAAUAUGACCUUGACUAUUUUGGUGAUAUGGCUAUCCUUAGUUGUGCUCAUACUACUAAGAAAGAUAUCCUUGUUUUCAACACACCUUGGAAAACAACAAAUGCUCAAUCUCAUAGUCCAAUAUAUGUAAUAUCUGCAGAUGCAAUAGAUCCAGCAAAUGCAAGAGAUACUCAUGUUCCAUUGGUGUUGGCAUACAAUGGCCAUCAUUUUGAAAGCCUCAUUCCUGUUUCUAAUGUUGAUGUUGACAAAACAAUUGUUUUGGUGGAUGCAUACAAGACUGGCACCUAUAAGACUCCUAGGUCUUUAGCACAAAUGUUUGAGCUCAUUGGAAAUGAUUUACACAACACAGAAAGCGAUUAUCCCACAACAAAUAAAACCAUAUGUACACAGGCCACAGAAAACCAGAAAAGAACAGAGCUUACAGCUACCACCAGUAAUGUCCAGAUUGAAAACUACGCUCCUAAAUCCCACAGUUUAGAUGAAGCCAAUAAUACCAGUGAUACCAUAGCAAUAACUUUGCCAGAUGUAUGCAACAGUUGUCAAAAGCCAUUUCAAAGGCUGCUGGUACAUUUGCGCAGGUCAAAACAAUGUCAAUUACAUUACAACAUGCAAUCUUCAUAUCAAGAAGUCAUUGUGAAACACGCAGACCAAAAACCUCUAUAG
Messenger RNA from Anguilla anguilla (European eel), 2176 nucleotides. RefSeq lists its product as uncharacterized. Lineage: Eukaryota; Metazoa; Chordata; Actinopteri; Anguilliformes; Anguillidae. Bases 74 to 2176 code for a protein of 700 amino acids. The record is from RefSeq and is a predicted model, not a curated record. The transcript is spliced from 5 exons.